AUGGCAUUCCAAACUCCCCCUCCCGAACUCCAAUACUCUCGUCUCAGCUUCCCCGCCCCGCACGUCCUCCUCGUCACGCUAGCCCGGCCACGCGACCUGAACUGCAUCAACGGUGUCGGCCACGAGGAACUCCACGCCGUGUGGGAAUGGAUGGACGAAGAGCCAAGUAUCCGAGUCGGAGUGCUGACCGGUGAAGGGAGGGCGUUUUGUGCCGGCGCAGAUCUAAAGGAAUGGAACUCAAAUCAAUCCCCCUCCCAAUCCCAGCCCACACAACCCAGAAGACGCUCCCCUCACCAACCCUCAACGGGCUUCGGCGGUCUCUCGCGCCGCUCCGGCAAAAAGCCCAUCCUAUGUGCCGUCAACGGCCUCUGCCUUGGCGGCGGCUGCGAGAUGAUCAUAAACGCCGACCUGGUGAUCGCCAGCAGCGCAUCGUUUUUCGGGUUCCCGGAGGUGCAGCGCGGGGUGGUUGCGAUCGCGGGGGCGUUGCCGAGACUGGUACGAACGGUGGGACGGCAGCGGGCGAUGGCGAUGGUGUUGACGGGGCGGAGGGUGUCGGCGGAGGAGGCGGAGCGGUGGGGGUUUGUGAAUGAGGUGGUGGAUGUUGCGAAGGGAGGGGAUGUGGUGGGGAGGACGCUGGAGGUGGCGAGGCAAAUUGCUGGGAAUAGUCCCGACGCGGUGAUUGUGAGUCGGGAGGGAGUGAAGUUGGGGUGGGAGGGAGUAGGCGCGGAAGAAGGCAGUCGGUUGUUGGUGGAAGGGUGGUCGAAGAAGUUGAAUGAAGGGGAGAAUAUCAAGGAGGGAUUGAGGGCGUUUGUGGAGAAGAGGAAGCCCGUCUGGCUGGAUAGCAAGCUGUGA
Messenger RNA from Aspergillus affinis, 852 nucleotides. RefSeq names its product enoyl-CoA hydratase/isomerase family protein. Lineage: Eukaryota; Fungi; Ascomycota; Eurotiomycetes; Eurotiales; Aspergillaceae. Gene Ontology annotation, cellular component: mitochondrion. Bases 1 to 852 code for a protein of 283 amino acids. Gene Ontology annotation, molecular function: enoyl-CoA hydratase activity. Gene Ontology annotation, biological process: fatty acid beta-oxidation. The record is from RefSeq and is a predicted model, not a curated record. The transcript has 2 exons.